AUGGCCGGGAGAAGCGGCAGCCACCCCAGCAGCGCCGCCGGGAGCCCCGAGCCGGACGCCGACGACGAGGCGCCUUCGGGGUACCCGCUCUGCAUCUGCGAGGGCGCCCCGGACCCGAAAUAUCUGUGCGGCCGCUGCCAGCGCGUGCUGCGGGAAGCCUUGCAAACCCUCUGCGGGCAUCGCUAUUGCAAAGCUUGCCUGGCCUGGCUCGUACGAAAUCAUAACAACCCAAUUUGUCAAAGUUGUAAGCAAGACGACCCUGACACCAUAGAUGAAGAAACUUUGUUAUCAGUAGAAAAGGCUUUUAGCGAUGGUGCCAUUAACAAGGAGAUUUCGGAGCUAAGCGUACGUUGUGUGGUCCCUGGAUGUACAUGGACUGGCAUCAUGAAGGCUUUGGAAGACCAUCAGAGAACAUGCGAAUACGCCCUGAUCCCAUGCCAUGCUGGGUGUGGACAGGCAGUGAUGCGGAAGAAGCUCGCAGAACAUUUGCAGGAUGAAUGCGUGAAUACCACCCUGCAUUCCAGUCGUCACCAGAAAACCGCUGAUUCUAAGCACCAAACUCUUUGGGCGGUUUCUACUGACAAGGACAGCUGUCGAUUCUCCAGGAUUGGCUGCUCAUUCAAGGGAAACAGAAAAGAAAGGCAGGAGCAUGAGAAGAGUGCCAUGGGGAUGCACUUAGUUCUGCUGCUUCAGCAUGCGAAUCAACUGAAGGGGAAUCCGCACCCUGCCGGCAGCGGUGGGGCUGACUCGUGCUUCAAGGCUGCGAAGGCCCUGAACGGGAUCUUCAUGAGCUUGCAACUCCCGCCAGCUUUGGACAUGGAUGCUUUCCCCGGACUCCCUCUGUAUGAGGGAGAAGCCGGGUGGCAAGCCCUGCUGAGGGGCAAAGUGGUCCCUUUGUUGGACAGCAAGCUGCAGGUGUUUGAAAACAUUGUGUCUGUGCUUAGCAAAGAGAUGGACGCUUCGCGCCAGAAGAUUGCGGCCUUCCGGGGACAACGGGGCCUUGAUCAGGAUACUAUCCGUGGCUUGGAAUUGAAGAUUGCUGAUCUCCAGCGAUGCCUGGCACAGAAAGAGGUGGCUCUCGGCAGGCUCCAGCAAAAACUCCUCCUCUCUGCAGAAGCUUCCUAUGAUGGUGCUUUUCUGUGGAAGAUCACAGAUGUCCACCAGAAGUGCUAUGAAGCCGUGAGCAGGAAAGUGUGCAGUUUUCAGUCGCCUGCAUUCUACACGGCACGAUACGGUUACAAACUCUGCAUGAGGCUGUACCUGAAUGGAGAAGGGAGGGGGAAAGGAACUCACCUGUCCCUCUUCCUGGUGCUCCUUAGAGGGGAAUACGAUGUGCUCCUCGAGUGGCCUUUCACAUAUAAGAUCACCUUCAUGCUGCUUGACCAGAACAACGAGGACCAUCUGACAAGCACUUUUUACACAGAUCCAACCUCUCCAUCAUCCCAGAGGCCUGUGACCAGUAUGAACGAGGCCUGCGGCUGUCCCCGAUUCCUCUCGCUGGCCAAACUGCAGUCACUGAAAUAUACUUAUUUAAAAGACGGCACUCUUUUCCUCAAGUGUAUUGCAGAACCGUCACUGUGAAAACGGGCAUCAAAGCUUUUAAAACAUCCGUGGGUGAUAAAUUCGAGGAGAGAGCUAAGCCAGAAACAUCUGGUGAAUCAGAGAACUGUUUUGCAUCUGCUGCGGGACUUGCAGUGAAACCUAUUAACCAGGCCACCGGCUACACUGUGGAACAAUCUGUGUUGGACUGCCUCCAGUUUCCUUCCUUUAACCUCCGUACCUUAAUGUUCUGACUUCUAGUUCCACGCAGGGGGUGAUGUGUUAGUGUCAUCAGCAGGAUGUUUUUCUUUAGGUGCUGAAAUGCAUAGGGUGGCUUACAGACCAUUUUUGUGAAUAGAGGCCAACUUGUUGGAAGCGGCCCGUGUUACUUCCUGUUUGUUUUUAAGGACCGUCACUCUGUUUAUCAGGCAUUCUCUGCCAUGCUUUCAACAACACUCUUGCCCUGCCCCUCAGGGUGCCUUGAUAUCUUUGCAGCACACUGAGGUUGCAAAUCUGUACACAUUUACUUGGUGAGAAGCCCCUCGGAGGGGCUUCUGGGUGCAUGCUUAAACUCAGACUGUUAAAAUAUUUGCUGUCAGUGGUUUUCAAACCAUCCAGUUCUCUCUCCCAUAAGUGUGUGUGUUUUUUAGCCCCUGGGGUAUGCUGUUUCCAUUUCAGAGCCCCUGUGCUUUUGCAGGGGUUCUAGAUCUUGCACAUGUGGUUCUAGGGUCACCAGAAUGUAGUUCUUCCAAUCCAGGCUGCCUGGUGCGCACUUUAGUCAAACUGACCGCUUAGGAACACGUUGUGUACACUUUAGUCAAAUUGGCUGCUAACUGAACACAUGUGUUCAUGCAUUAUCUACUAAUUGUAUUGGGGUCUGCUUCCAACAGUUGCUGCAAAAAGUCAGGGAAGUAUCCAAGGAAGCUCCUUUUGACCUGUGCGCUCAUACCAUAAUUUGUUUGAGGGAUAUGGCACACACGUCAACCACAACUUUGACUUCCCUUCAUUAGGUGCAAUAGUGGAAGGUGGCGCCAGGCAUGUUUCUCAGUGGAAGAUUGGGUAGAACACUCCUGUAUGUUUUUCCGCCAAGCUCUGUGUCAAUAAGGGCUGCAUCAAUAUUUGCCUUUUUAAAAAUAAAAACUCGGGGUUCAAGC
Messenger RNA from Sphaerodactylus townsendi, 2693 nucleotides. It is a transcript of the gene TRAF1, whose product is annotated as TNF receptor associated factor 1. The transcript is spliced from 9 exons. Gene Ontology annotation, cellular component: plasma membrane signaling receptor complex; cytoplasmic side of plasma membrane. Bases 1 to 1581 code for a protein of 526 amino acids. NCBI's taxonomy places the organism in Eukaryota, Metazoa, Chordata, Lepidosauria, Squamata, Sphaerodactylidae. Gene Ontology annotation, biological process: positive regulation of JNK cascade; regulation of apoptotic process; protein K63-linked ubiquitination. The record is from RefSeq and is a predicted model, not a curated record. Gene Ontology annotation, molecular function: ubiquitin protein ligase binding; zinc ion binding; tumor necrosis factor receptor binding.